Molecule: messenger RNA, 3519 nt
Organism: Fomitiporia mediterranea MF3/22
Lineage: Eukaryota; Fungi; Basidiomycota; Agaricomycetes; Hymenochaetales; Hymenochaetaceae
Product: ARM repeat-containing protein
Exons: 7
Coding region: 33-3272 (1079 amino acids)
Biological process (GO): protein import into nucleus
Cellular component (GO): cytoplasm; nucleus
Molecular function (GO): nuclear import signal receptor activity; small GTPase binding
Source: RefSeq, a predicted model, not a curated record
CGCUCGGUGUUCUGCACUCGGAUUUCUACGCAAUGGACGCCUCAUUCGUGCAAGGCCUCCACGCGCUGCUCGCGCAACUGACCACCGCAGAUACCGUCAAGCUCAAGGCAGCUACCGCCCAACUUAACAAGGACUACUACAAAAACCCGGCAUGCAUACCAGCACUAUCUAGCAUACUUGCAAGUGCUCCGGAAGAGAGUGUGCGUCAACUCGCCGCUGUCGAACUUCGCAAGCGCGUAUCACAAAAAAGUGGCGAGCUCUGGAUUAAUGUCCCUCAGGCUGAGCGUGAAGAAAUUAAACGACGCCUACCCGAAAUCACAUUGCAGGAGCCCAGCAAGUUAGCUCGGCAUGCGGAGGCACGCGUCAUUGCCGCUAUCGCCGGCAUUGAGUUACCAGUGCAACAAUGGAACGACCUUCUCCCUCUCAUAAAUCGGUGCUGCACAUCUUCACGGGUGCAGGAACGUGAACUCGGCACGUUCCUUCUCUUCACCAUCCUCGAGAAUAUUGUCGAAGGCUUCAGUGAUCACAUUACAGAACUCUUCGUUCUAUUGCAGCAACUUCUUCAAGACCCAGAAAGUGCUGAAGUUCGCGUUACUGCUGUUAGAUCACUCGGCGUCCUGGCUCAGUACAUUGGAGCAGAAGAAAAGAACGAGAUUCGCGCUUUCCAGCAGCUCCUGCCGACUAUGAUUACGGUGUUGCAGAAUUGUCUUGAAGCAGCGGACGAAACAAGCUCACGUCAUUUGUUCGAUGUAUUCGAGACACUCCUAAUCCUUGAAGUUCCGCUAUUGAGCAAGCAUAUCCCUCAGCUGGUCCAAUUCUUCCUGCAAUGCGGUGCAAAUCGCUCAUAUGAUGACGAACUGCGCAUCAUGGCCCUGAAUGCUUUGUCAUGGACCGUUAAAUACAAAAAGACGAAAGUGCAAGCUGCUGGUCUUGCACCCGCUAUCCUAGAAGGACUCAUGCCCAUUACUGCUGAACCAGAGCCGGAGGAUGUCGAUGAUGACGCACCUUCUCGUUCCGCCCUUCGUAUCAUUGAUACGUUAGCUACUUCUCUCCCUCCUGCCCAGGUCUUCCCCGCCCUCCGCCAGCUUAUCACCCAAUACAUGUCCCAGGCCGACGCAAAUGCACGUCGUGGUGCUCUUCUUGCACUUGGUGUUGCUGUCGAGGGUGUUUCGGAAUUCAUGAGCCCACAUGUGGAAAGUUCGAUCUGGCCGAUUAUCGACGCUGGACUAGCAGAUCCCGAUCCGGGUGUCCGUCGUGCAGCAUGCACUGCUGUUGGUUGCAUCUGUGAAUGGCUCGAAGACGUUGCUAGCGCACGACAUGCCGCGUUGGUUCCUGUACUCAUGCAUCUCGUAGCAGAUCCUGCAACACAGCGUACUGCUUGCACUGCUCUCGACGCACUGCUUGAGAUCCUUGGCGAUACUAUUGGGACAUAUCUGCAGUUGCUCAUGGAGACGCUUUCCGGGUUGCUCGAUACUGCGCCACUGAAAGUAAAGGCAGUUGUCACAGGCGCAAUUGGAAGUGCCGCACAUGCAAGUCGGCAGGCUUUCCUUCCGUACUUCCCGAGUACUAUGCAACGCCUCAGUCCUUUCCUUCAGCUCAGCGGCGAAGGUGAAGAAUCCGAACUUCGUGGAAUUGCAAUGGAUGCUGUUGGUACAUUCGCCGAAGCUGUCGGAGUAGAUGCGUUCCGUCCUUAUUUCCCCGAUAUGAUGGCACAGGCGUUUGCUGCCGUACAGUCUGAUAAUGCUCGACUUCGGGAAUGCAGCUUCCUCUUCUUUGGAGUGAUGAGCCGAGUCUUUAGCGAGGAGUUUGCACCAUACCUUCCGCAAGUUGUACCAGCUCUGAUCAAUUCACUUGGCCAAGCCGAGCAUGGCGAGACUGAAAUAUUGAACUCGUCUGAAGCCUCGGAGCUCUUCACUACCGGCUCUUCUUCUGCGACUGCCGUUUCAGGAGAUAAAACCGCGGACGGCGUUGAUGUUGAUGACGCAGAAUCCUUGGAUGCCGAGAAGAUGCUCGAGGUCAACAGUGCAAUCGCAGUUGAGAAGGAAAUUGCUGCAGAUACGCUGGGGACCGUCUUUGCAUCAACGGGACGUCAUUUCCUGCCAUAUGUCGAGCAGUCCGCGCUCGAACUCGUCGGAUUGUUGCCACAUUAUUACGAGGGUAUUCGGAAGAGCGCGACGGAGUCAUUGCUUGAAAUCUUGAAGACGUUUUAUACUCUUAGCGAUCCUGCUGAUUGGCAGCCUGGUGUGCAAGUCAAGGUUCCGUUGCACUCAAAUGUCAAAGAUUUGAUCAACCACGUUCUUCCACCCUUGCUUGACAUGUAUGAGACGGAGGAUGAUAAGGGCGUCGCUUCUGCGCUAUGUGUUGGUCUGAGUGAGGCUCUAAAUACUAUCGGCCCCGCGUUCCUGGAAGACCGUCUGGAUGACGUUUGUGCAAUUGCGAUUCAAAUUCUUGAGCAAAAGGCACUUUGUCAGCAAGAUCCUGAUCAAGAAGAGGAUGACGAACCGCUCGAGGACCAAGCGGAGUACGAUUCUGUGUUGAUCUCCUCUGCGGGUGACCUUGUUGCGGCGCUCGCCAAUACCCUUGGCGCAGAUUUCGCCCAAGCAUUCCAGACUUUCUUCCCGCUUAUAUCGAAGUUCUAUAAGAAAGGGCGUUCCCUAAGCGACCGUUCGUCGUCUAUUGGGACACUUGCAGAAAUCAUUUCAGGAAUGAAAGACUCCAUUACGCCUUCGACAGAGGCUCUGUUCAACCUCUUCUAUCAAGCACUUCAGGAUGAAGAAGCGGAGGUCUACAGUAAUGCUGCCUUCGGUAUUGGGCUUGUCGUCGAGUACAGUGGACAGGAUCUUUCACCCCAAUUUGGUCUGCUUCUUUCUACCAUUCGACCGCUCUUCGAGGUCCCUCCUGAUGCUCCGACGUCGAAAUUCACGGCUCGGGACAAUGCUGCUGGUGCAGUUGCGCGUCUUAUCGUGCGCAAUACCACUGCAGUCCCGCUUGAACACGUGUUACCAGUGCUCUUCGGUGCUCUUCCACUCCGGAACGAUUAUCUCGAAAACAGACCUGUUUUCCGUGCUAUAUUCCACCUGUUCCGCACGCAACCGUCUGUCCUCGGCCCUUACGUCGAUCAGCUGUUACCUGUGUUUGCUCAUGUGCUGGAUCCUAGUGCCGCGGACCAAUUGGGAGACGAAACUCGUGCGGAGUUGCUUCAUCUCGUAAGUGCGCUUAAAGCGGAGAACCCGGCAAAGAUACAGGCGGCGGGAUUGGCAGCGUAUGUUUAAAAGUGUGAAGAAAUAUGCCUGUUUGUUUUAGAAUUGGUGUAAAGUAAAAGUUAAUCGUUGUGCUCGUUUCAUUUUGUUUUUCCGUUAUACCUUCCUUCCCUUUACACAGGUUCUUUGUUGUCCCUCCCCAAUUCGCACAGCCCCAUUUCUCUCCUCCCCCACUGUUGUCGUGACUCCUGUGCAUUAUAAAUGUCUUGUAUCUCAACGCCAUAAAGCUUGCGAUCUUUCUUUCACGCCUUCGCCUUUC